Messenger RNA from Prunus armeniaca (apricot), 3021 nucleotides. The record is from the annotation of a GenBank genome assembly. Lineage: Eukaryota; Viridiplantae; Streptophyta; Magnoliopsida; Rosales; Rosaceae.
AUGGAAACCAGUAGAGUCUCUCGAUCCCGACAGAAGGCUGACGUGGCAGGCGUGCUCCGGAAAUCAUGGUACCAUCUACGGCUGUCGGUGAGGCACCCGACCAGAGUUCCCACGUGGGACGCCAUCGUCUUGACGGCGGCCAGUCCCGAGCAAGCCCAGCUCUACGAGUGGCAGCUCACGCGCGCCAAGCGGGUGGGCCGCAUAGCCGCCUCCACGAUCACUCUGGCCGUGCCCGACCCCGACGGCCAGCGCAUCGGCUCCGGCGCAGCCACCCUCCACGCCAUUCACGCCCUCGCCAAGCAUUACCGCACAGUAGCCCCACACUCCGAGGUGGCAACUACAAGCAAUGGUAGUUCUGGGUUCUCUGAGUCUCAUAAAAAACCAGAGGAUGAAGUGGAUGAUGAUGAUCUCUCGCAAAUGGUUAGCUUCAUUGCCAAAAGGCAUAUAUUAUUGCUACAUGCUGGAGGUGAUUCUAAAAGGGUCCCCUGGGCAAACCCCCUGGGGAAAGUUUUCCUGCCACUUCCGUAUCUGGCAGCUGAUGACCCUGAUGGGCCAGUCCCGCUGCUUUUUGAUCAUAUACUUGCAAUUGCUUCUUGUGCAAGACAAGCUUUUAAAAAUGAAGGUGGAAUAUUUACUAUGACUGGAGAUGUACUUCCAUGUUUUGAUGCCUCAAACAUGGUGCUUCCAGAGGACACAUCCUGUAUCAUCACUGUUCCCAUCACCCUUGAUAUCGCGUCUAACCAUGGUGUUGUUGUGGCAUCUAAGAGUAGAAAUGUAGAAAGAAGUUAUACUGUCAGCUUAGUUGAUAAUCUCUUACAGAAACCUAGCUUAGAGGAACUUGUUAAGAACAAUGCAAUUCUCGAUGAUGGUAGAACACUUCUUGACACUGGAAUAAUAGCAGUUAGAGGUAAAGGGUGGGAGGAGCUUGCUGCACUUGCUUGUUCCUGCCAACCAAUGAUUUCAGAACUUUUAAAGAGCGGAAAAGAGAUGAGUUUAUAUGAAGAUCUUGUAGCAGCUUGGGUACCUGCAAAACAUGACUGGUUGCGGCUACGCCCCUCAGGCGAAGAACUCGUCAGUAGAUUAGGAAAACAGAAGAUGUUCAGCUAUUGUGCUUAUGAUUUGUCGUUCUUACAUUUUGGAACCUCAAGUGAAGUUUUGGAUCAUCUGAGCGGAGCUAGUUCGGUACUGGUCGGUCGAAGACACCAGUGUUCUAUACCAGCAACCAAUCUAUCUGAUAUUGCAGCAUCUGCUGUUCUUCUUUCUAGCAAAAUUGCACCUGCUGUCUCCAUUGGGGAGGAUUCUCUUAUAUAUGAUUCAACCAUUUCCAGUGGAAUACAAAUUGGUUCCCUGUCUAUAGUUGUUGGUAUUAAUGUUCCAUCAGUGAAUGAUACUGCUGCUGAAAAUUCAUUUAGGUUCAUACUUCCGGAUCGUCAUUGUCUUUGGGAGGUUCCGCUAGUAGGACGCACCGGAAGAGUCAUAGUGUAUUGUGGCCUUCAUGAUAACCCCAAAAAUUCAGUCUCUAAGGAUGGAACUUUUGUGGGAAGCCCUGGAGGAAGCUCGAAGCAUUUUCUUUCAUUGUGGAGAGGUUCACCACGUGUCAGUUUGGAGGAGUUGCAUAGAUCAAUUGAUUUUUCAAAAAUGUGUCAAGGUUCCGUUGAUCAUCAAGCAGACCUUGCAUCUGGAAUUGCUAAAGCGUGCAUUAAAUAUGGGAUGCUUGGCUGCAACUUAUAUCAAUUGUGUGAAGAAAUUCUGCAAAAGGAAGAUUUAGGAGUCAAAAUAUGUGAGGACUUUCUAGGUCUUUGUCCCAGACUCUUGGAGCAGAACUCUAAGAUUCUUCCCAAAAGCCGAGCUUACCAGCUUCAGGUUGAUCUUCUUCGAGCAUGCAGGAAUGAAACAACAGCUUGUAAGUUGGAUCACAAAGUUUGGGAUGCAGUUGCUGAUGAAACUGCUUCAGCUGUAAAAUAUGGUUUUAAAGAGUAUCUAUUUGAGGCACCCAGCGAUAUCCCUACUCCAGUUUAUAAGAACAAUGAUUUUGAUGGCUCUGCGGAUCAUUCUUUCCACCCUAGAAGGGUAAAGGUUGAAUUACCAGUUCGUGUGGAUUUUGUUGGGGGUUGGAGUGACACGCCUCCAUGGAGCUUGGAGCGUGCUGGUUCUGUUCUGAAUAUGGCAAUAAGUUUGGAAGGUUCUCUUCCCAUUGGAGCCAUCAUAGAGACGGCAGAAACAACUGGUGUCUUUAUUAAAGAUGAUGCUGGAAAUGAGAUACACAUUGAAGACCUAACCUCAAUUGCUACUCCAUUUGACGGCAAUGAUCCCUUUCGGCUUGUCAAAUCUGCACUGCUUGUGACUGGCAUUACUCAUGAAAGUGUUGUUGCAUCCAUGGGCUUGCAGAUCAGGACAUGGGCCCAUGUUCCUCGUGGCAGUGGCUUGGGGACUUCUAGUAUCUUAGCAGCUGCAGUUGUGAAGGGACUUCUCCAGAUUACCGAUGGAGAUGAAAAUAAUGAAAAUGUUGCAAGACUUGUUCUUGUAUUAGAGCAGCUCAUGGGAACAGGUGGUGGUUGGCAGGAUCAGAUUGGGGGUCUCUAUCCUGGUAUUAAAUUUACUGCAAGUUUUCCUGGAAUCCCAUUGCGACUACAAGUCGUCCCACUUUUGGCUUCUCCUGAGUUAAUUUCAGAGUUGCAGCAACGCUUGCUUGUGGUUUUUACUGGUCAAGUUCGACUUGCACACCAAGUCUUGCAAAAGGUGGUAAUCCGAUACCUUCGAAGGGACAACCUUCUUGUAUCCAGCAUCAAGCGGCUCGCUGAGUUGGCUAAGAUUGGGCGAGAAGCUUUGAUGAAUUGUGACAUAGAUGACCUUGGGGAGAUAAUGUUAGAGGCUUGGAGGCUGCAUCAAGAACUCGAUCCUUACUGCAGUAACGAAUUUGUCGAUGGACUUUUCGGAUUUGCACACCCCUAUUGUUGUGGCUACAAGCUUGUUGGAGCUGGGGGGUGGAGGCUUUGCCUUGUUGCUUGCCAAGGAUGCUAG